Danaus chrysippus (African queen) is the source of this 5373-nucleotide messenger RNA. Lineage: Eukaryota; Metazoa; Arthropoda; Insecta; Lepidoptera; Nymphalidae. The record is from the annotation of a GenBank genome assembly.
AUGAAUCUCAAAGUGAUAUCAAUAUUAUUUAUAAUAACGAAUGUAACAUGGGCUCAAGACUAUUCAUCUCAAACAUACAACCCAGACUACCAAGUGAACCCAACAAACAACUAUCUGAAUACCAACGAUCCAAAAUACGACAAUCCGUAUGAUCCAAACAGAAGGUUCUCAAAUCGUAAUCAGUACGAUUUAAAUCGUAAUCCGUAUAAUACUGAUCAAAGAUAUAAUCAGUACGACCGUAAUGACCCAGGGACCAAUCAGAAUCCAUAUAAUACAGAUACCGGGAGACAGAUUUAUGACACCAGUAGAACAUACAGCACUUCAUAUACUGGAGCCGAGUUGGAACAUGAUAGUGUUAUUAUAAAUGAAGCUACAUACUUCAUAGUUGCAUCUCGAAUGAUCCGUCCGGGACAGAUAUAUAAGAUCUCAGCUAACAUUCUGAAAGCUCGUCUCCAGAUGACAAUUCGAGCAUCCAUAUCAUGUAAUGGAGUUGAAAUAGCCGAUGUUAUAGAGAGAGUGAAGGAAGGUGUUCCCGAGGUUCUGAAUAUGAGGGUUCCCGCCACAUCGGUGCCGGGAGACUACAGGCUGCGCGUAGAAGGUCUCUACCUGGAUGAUCCGUUUGGAGGGAGGGCUUUUGUUAAUGAAACUAAAUUGACAUUCUCCCAGAGAUUCAUGACCAUCUUCAUACAGAUGGACAAGCCCGUGUACAUGCAGUCACAGACUGUUAAGUUCCGUGUGAUUCCAAUCAACACGGAGCUGAAGGCGUUCGGUCGAGCCAUCGAUGUGUUCAUACUUGACCCCAACAAGCGGAUCAUGAAGAGGUGGCUCUCAAGACAGAGUAACUUCGGUACAGUGAGCUUGCAGUAUCCUCUAUCAGAUCAGCCUGUGUUCGGUGACUGGACCGUGAGGGUGGAGGCUUUGGGUCAGAGGGAGGAGGCCAGCUUCCUUGUGGAGGAGUACUAUCAGACCAGGUUUGAGGUGAACGUGACGAUGCCGGCGUUCUUCUUCAAUACAGACGGGUUCAUCCACGGUCGUGUGAUGGCUAACUACACGUCGGGCGCUCCUGUGAGAGGCAACCUCACGCUGCGGGCCACCCUAAGGCCGGUGCCCAUAUACAGGCCAAGACAAACACACAGACAGAACACACAACGUCCGAACUACAAUCCCUACUUAUACAACGAGACCGAGCAGUAUGAACAGGGAGAGGAGGAUAGACGCUGGCAACUUAAUCACCGACCAGGGCAGCCCAACCAACUGGACCAUCCUGACUGGUGGUAUGACACACAGAAGGUUGUGUCCAGGGUGUUCAACUUUGACGAGGAGUUCCCAUUCUGGAUGCCCAAACCUGACCCUGUUGAGAUCGCACAAAUCAAUAUGAACAUCAACAACAACAACAUGAACAACAUGAACAACUACCCAACGACAACAUCAUAUAAUAAUUAUUAUAACAAUCCCUACAACGACAAACUGCCGUACUUGAGAUUCUUCAACGGCACGUACGACUUCAGGUACCCCAUGUCGGAGCUGGCGCAGCUGGUGCCGUCUCUAGAGGGCGUGGAGGUGAUCAUCACAGCGACUGUGGGCGACCCGUUCUUGGAUGAACUGGUGGAAGGUUACAGCGUAGCUCGUAUAUACAACUCCUCGCUGGCAGUCACCUUCCUCGGCGGGGAGCUGCAAGUCUUUAAACCGCAUAUGCCGUUUGAUGUUUAUAUGGCGGUGUCAUUCCACGACGGGUCUCGUCUGCCGUGGUGGCAGGCCCGGGGCGCGGUGUUGACCGUGUCUGCAUCUCUGGAGGGUCGCGGUGGAGCCAUCGAAGUACCUCGACCUUCACUAGUGCCGGGCGACGCUGCCGUGUGGCAUCUCAAGCUAGACUUGUAUAAGCUCCUCAAGCUGGACAACGAUCCUAAUUACCGCGAGGUGUUGAACGGGAUCACGGGCGUGCGUCUGUCAGCGUCGUUGGUGGACGCGUCGGGAGGCCGGGCCACCGCGGACGCACACUUCGUGGCUCACCAGAGCCCUAACCAUCAUCACUUGCGAGUCUCCACUUCUACUACGGACGCCAGGGUGGGCGAGUACAUCGUGUUCCACGUACAGAGUAACUUCUACAUGGAGUCGUUCAACUACGUCGUUAUGUCUAAAGGAAUCAUACUGACGAGCGGACAAGAGAUCAUGCAGGAGGGUGUGCGUACAUUUUCCGUGGGCGUGAGCGCCGAGAUGGCUCCCGUGGGCACGCUGGUCGUGUGGGCGCAUCGCAGACGAGCGCUCGUCCUGGCCGACUCCAUCACGUUCCCUGUUAAUGGCAUCUCCACUAACAAUUUCACGGUACACAUCAACAACCGUAAGCACCGUACAGGCGAGCGCGUUGAGGUGGCCAUCUACGGCGAGCCGGGAGCGUACGUUGGCUUGUCCGCCAUCGACCACGCCUUCUACACCAUGCAGGCCGGCAACGAGCUCACAUAUGCUAAGGUGUUGUCCAAGAUGUCUCACUUCGACGAGUCCACUAACGGCACGUUCUCAUACACGUGGCGCUCUCACUUCGGUGACGCGGACGAGCUCGUGUACUUCCCCUCCGCCAGCUUCGGCAUCGACGCCAACAGGACGUUCGAAUACGUGGGUUUGAUAGUGUUGAGCGACGUGCCAGUGUGGCGUCGUCCGUCUCCUUGCAAUUCAUCCUUGGGCCUAGCGGAGUGUCUGGACGGCUCGUGUUACCCGCUCGCCAAGCGGUGUGACGGCAGUCCCGACUGCGCAGACCGCACCGACGAGGCUAACUGUAAGCGCGAGGAUUCGUUCGAGCUGUCCCACUUCCGCAAGUUCCGUUUCAACCGCAUCCAGCGUCAGUACGACAACGCGUGGUUGUGGCGCGACGUGAACAUCGGUCCUCACGGCCGGUACGUGCUCACGGUGGACGUGCCCGCUGCGCCUGCGCACUGGACGCUCUCCGCCUUCGCCAUGUCGCCCUCUAGCGGCAUCGGCAUGCUGGCCAAGCCGCUACACUACGUGGGUAUCCUGCCGUUCUUCAUGAAGCUCGAGGGUCCCGACAAGUGUCGCCAGGGGGAGCAGCUAGGGCUUCGAGUUGCGGUGUUCAACUAUCAGCCUCAAGACAUCGAGGCCGUGGUAGUACUAGCCAGCUCGCCCGACUACAAGUUCGUGCAUGUAGAGGAAAAUGGCAUUGUUCGUUCAUACAACCCCCGCACGUCGUUCGGUGAGCACCAGUUCUUCGUGUACAUCAAGGCGGGUGACGCGGCCGUAGUGCAUCUUCCCGUAGUAGCUGCGCGCCUCGGAACAAUCAGGGUCGAUGUACUCGCUUCCACGCUGCAAGGACAACAUAGAGAACACAAAUACAUCACUGUUGAGGCGGACGGUAUACCCCAGUACCGGCACCAGUCGGUGUUGUUAGACUUGUCCAACCGCGCCUACGUGUUCCAGUACAUGCACGUGAACGUAACAGAGACCCCCAUCAUCCCGUACGAGGUGGACCGCUACUACGUGUUCGGCUCCAACAAGGCCAGGAUCUCAGUAGUAGGGGACGUAGUCGGCCCGCUGUUCCCUACCAUGCCUGUCAACGCGACCAGCCUGCUCGACUUACCGAUGGAUUCAGCGGAACAGAACAUGUUCAGUUUCGCAGCCAACAUGUACCUGACGCUGUACAUGAGACUCAUCAACCAGAGGAACCGCACGCUGGAGAAGGAGGCCUUCUACCACAUGAACAUACUGUACCAGAGACAACUGUCCUUUAUGAAGGCCGACGGAUCAUUUGGACACUUCAGGAGUGACUGGAACCAGUCGUCGUCGAGCGUGUGGUUAACGUCAUUCUGCGCUAAGAUAUUCCAGGAAGCUUCCUUCAAUGAAUGGGAGAACUACAUUUACAUUGACCCCGACGUUAUAUCGAUGUCCGUGUCGUGGAUCCUGGAGCGCCAGGCUCCGUGGGGCGCCUUCAUGGAGGUGCAGUGGGCGGCCGACCGGAACGCGAACAGCACCAUACACGUGCCGCUCGACUCACAGCUGUAUAGAGACGCGAGGGAACAGCUGCAGGGAGUCAAGGCUAACAACUCUAUAAUACUGCAGCGAAAUAUAACACUCACGGCGCAGGUCGUCAUCACGCUGGAGUCAGUUAAAAACCUCAAGGACUUUGGAAUACGAGAGGGUCUGUCAGCGCGCGUGUCGACGGCUCAGCAGUUGGGCGUGUCUUGGCUGGAGCGGAACUUGCAACUGGUUCACGAGUUCGGUUCCCCGUUGACCAUGGCGUUACUUGCAUACGCGCUCACAGCCGCCAAGGCGCCCUCCGCCGAGCACGCGUUCAGGUUACUCAAGAGACACCAGCGGUCUGAAGGUGGUCUAGUGUACUGGGGCAAGGAGCCCGUGCCAGCUCCUCCAUAUAAAAUGGAAAAUCAGAAACCCUUCCUACUACCUCGCCUGCCCUACAACUACGACUCCAACAACAUCGCUGCCACGGCCUAUGCUUUGCUUGCUUGCAUGGACCAUCAGGAUAACAACGAACCGAUAGUAAUGUGGCUUAAUUCACAACGUCUCAAAGAUGGCGGCUGGGCUUCCACACAGGACACGUACAUAGCCCUCCGCGCGUUGAUCGAGUACACCAACAGGAAGCGCCUGCGCGACGUGAGCUCGCUGGCCGUGAGCGUGGAGGCCGUGGCGCUGAGCGGAGAGCCGCGGAGACUCACCGUGAGGAACCAGGACCUCGCCACGCUGCAGACCGUCGAUAUCCCCAGCGCGUGGGGUACAGUGAAGGUGACGGCUCGCGGCGCGGGGUACGCCAUCCUGCAGAUGUCGGUCCAGUACAACGUGGACACGCCUCGCUUCCAGACGCAGCCGCCGCGCCCGGCCUUCGCCCUCCUGGCGCGCGCUCACUACUACGGACGGAAUCAGUCGCACAUACACUACCAGACGUGCGCCAGUUGGACCCACCUGUCCGAGAGCCCGGUGUCCGGGCUGGCGGUACUGGAGGCAGCUCUGCCGACCGGAUACAUGAUACAACAACAACGACUCGACGGAUACGUGAUGAGCAGAACAGUGCCCAGGCUACAGCGGGCCAGGUACCAGCCAGGGAAGAUACUGUUCUACUUCGACUACUUGGAUCACGAGCUGACCUGUGUGAACUUCACCAUCGAGCGCUGGUACCCCGUCGCCAACAUGUCGCGAUACCUUCCUAUACGAGUGUACGACUACUACGCACCCGAACGUUUCAACGAGACUAUAUUCGACGCCCUUCCCACUUACUUAUUGAACAUCUGUGAGGUGUGCGGCUCGUCACAAUGUCCCUACUGCGCCAUUUACAACGCCGGGGCUCCGCUGACUGCCUCCGCGCUCAUACUACUGGCGACCGUCGCCGCGAUCAUACGGAACGUACGGACGUAA